GGCAAUCAACUUCCGCUAUCAUAACAAGAGUUUAGUGAAUGAUUCAUAAGCGUAACUUACGAAUGCAGACAACUGCACUUAACAUCUGUUGGAAUGUUUUGUCAUAUAAAAGCAAUGAUGGCCUACUGAAUGACCUUUAACCGAAUACCAAGAACCAGCAACCACCGAGUGUGAAAAAUCAAUUCAAGUUCAAAUAAAGACUUACAAUGUGAAAAAUAUAUUCAAACAAAAUGAACUUUAACAAAGUAUUUGUUUUUCUUGCUCUUUUCAUCGCCGUCUUUGCUGGACAAACUGAAGGAGGCUGGCUUAAGAAGGUCGGCAAAAAAAUUGAGCGCGUUGGUCAACAUACCCGAGAUGCUACCAUUCAGACCAUCGCUGUGGCACAACAGGCCGCCAAUGUUGCUGCGAUUCUGAAGGGGCAGGACGAUUCUGCAUAUAGGAAAUACCUACAAUUUAAUUUUAAUUUACCACAGACGUGCAAGUCCAACCCGAAGUACUAA
Messenger RNA from Anastrepha ludens (Mexican fruit fly), 500 nucleotides. Its product is annotated as cecropin-1-like. The record is from RefSeq and is a predicted model, not a curated record. Gene Ontology annotation, cellular component: extracellular region. Gene Ontology annotation, biological process: antibacterial humoral response; defense response to Gram-positive bacterium; defense response to Gram-negative bacterium. Bases 231 to 500 code for a protein of 89 amino acids. NCBI's taxonomy places the organism in Eukaryota, Metazoa, Arthropoda, Insecta, Diptera, Tephritidae. The transcript has 3 exons.